Messenger RNA from Epithele typhae, 1059 nucleotides. Its product is annotated as alpha-L RNA-binding motif-containing protein. Gene Ontology annotation, molecular function: structural constituent of ribosome; rRNA binding. Gene Ontology annotation, biological process: positive regulation of translational fidelity. Gene Ontology annotation, cellular component: mitochondrial small ribosomal subunit. NCBI's taxonomy places the organism in Eukaryota, Fungi, Basidiomycota, Agaricomycetes, Polyporales, Epitheliaceae. The record is from RefSeq and is a predicted model, not a curated record. The coding region runs from base 1 to 1059 and encodes 352 amino acids. The transcript has 3 exons.
AUGCGGGACAAAAUCUUCCGUCCGACGCACGCCAGGACCUUUAAUGUCGAAAACUUCAAAGCCUCUCUUCCUCGCAUGAGCUGGAGCCUGCGCAACACUUACGCGCACUGGCUGCGCCAGUUCACCCCCCUGCGCUACGUGCUCGACAAGAACGAGUACGUGAACACCCUGCCGUGGCGGCGGUUCCAAGCAAAGAAGCUCACACGCGCAUACCACGGCGACUACAUCAACGAGAAGAUCUUCAAGCGGUGGUACCUCCCCGACACGCUGCCCGACGUGCGGUCUGAGGCUCUCGUGGGCGUGCAGGCGGCUGCGAAGGACGUCGCGCUGGAGAGGUGGGCGAUGAAGAACUCGGGGCGGGAGCGGCUGCUCGAGAAGGAGCGCAGGAAGGGCAUUGCGCCCGUCGGGAGCUUGAUGUGGGCGGAAAUCGAGCGGCGGAUAGACAUCGUCAUCUUCCGUGCGUGCUUUGCGUCGAGCGUGUACGAGGCGCGGCGGAUGGUCAUCCAUGGGGACGUGCUGCUCAAUGGGAAGAAGCACACGGACGCGAACACGCGUCUCGCGCCAGGUGACCUGGUCUCCGUCGACCCUAAGGCCAUCCGCUUCUUGCAACCAGGAGCUCGACGAGAGGUCAAGGAGGAGGAUGAAGACGCGUCAGAGGAGGUUGAGUCCGAGGCCAGCGCCGCGGCCGAGGGUGAAGCCACGGAAACGGAGAAAGUCGCAGCAGAGGAGAAGCCGUCGAAGUGGGAAUCCAAAAGCGAGCGGGAACUGAGGAACGCUGACCCUUGCACUCCCAUCUCCGGCCCCGGGCUUACACCCUUCCGCCUACCGGAGUACGCGGCACCACAUAUCUUCGUCCCAGCCUACCUCGAGCCCUCCUUCGCGACUUGCUCGGUCAUCUACCUCCGCCACCCGACUGCUCGCCCUGGAUACUCGGAGAUUCCGACGCCGUACGAAGCUGACGGGAACGUGAUGCGCCUGGCAUGGGAGUGGUACUCGAAGCGUAGGAUGCGGAUGCGAAGCAAGAAGCAGAUGGCGCGGUCGCCCGAGAACAGGCAAUAG